UUCAAGUGAUACCGGACACCCCCGGGAAAAUGGACGUAAAGACCGAAAUGCCGUGGUUAGUGAUUGUGGCGGCCGGUUUGUUUCUACGUGCAACCGUUUCGCUACACUCUUACUCUGGCCAAAACAAACCGCCGAUGUACGGAGACUUUGAGGCGCAACGACACUGGCAAGAGGUGACGGUAAAUCUUCCGGUGAGCGAUUGGUACCGGAACACGUCGGACAAUGAUUUGCUGUACUGGGGAUUGGACUAUCCACCGCUGACCGCUUAUCAUAGCUAUCUGGUUGGUUUGUGGGCACACCGCUGGCACAAUAAGUCUUUCGUCGCCCUGCACAUGUCCCGUGGGAUCAACACGGAUGAGCAUAAACAAUUUAUGCGGAACACGGUUCUGCUGGUCGAUGCGUUCCUGUACAUUCCAGCGAUUCUGUACGCCACGUACACGAUAUUGAGACGAAUGGCAAAGCUCGAGGAUCGGUGGCUUGCUCUCACGCUGGCUGUCCUGUUUCCGGGACAAAUCCUCAUCGAUAACGGUCAUUUCCAGUACAACAAUGCGUCACUUGCCUUGUGUGCGCUAGCCGUAGUGGCCAUCGUACAGGCACGAACACUCGUAGGAGCGGUGCUAUUCUGUUUCGCCCUAAAUUACAAGCAAAUGGAGCUGUACCACGCGUUGCCAUUCUUUUUCUACCUUCUGCGCGACUGUUUCACCAACACUUCGGACAAUUCUCUCACCUUCGGUCUACGCUUCUUGAUGGGCGUGAGAAAGCUGACGUUGCUCGGUACAACCGUUCUGCUAUCAUUUAUCAUAAUCUGGUUUCCUUGGUUGAGUUCCUUGGACGCCGUUGGACAGCUGGUGCACCGUAUAUUCCCUGUAGCCCGCGGCGUUUUCGAAGACAAAGUUUCCAACGUGUGGUGUGUGGUGAACGUGUUCGUUAAGCUAAGAAAUGUCCCAAACACAACGAUGGCGUUCGUCUGUCUAAUUUGCACCUUGCUGGCUGUCCUACCAAGUGGAUUGCAUCUUCUUCUGCAGAAAAAUCACACCCCCAGAAGCUUCCUUUAUUCACUCGUCGUAACAGCACUUGGAUUCUUCCUAUUUAGCUUCCAAGUGCAUGAAAAAUCGAUUCUACUUGCAGCCCUCCCAGCGACAUUGCUUCUUCCAAUGGAACCACUCGUUUCCUGUUGGUUUCUGCAGUUGGCCACCUUCAGCAUGCUGCCCCUACUUCACAAGGAUGGUCUCACAGGGGCUUUUGUGGGUCUUACCCUUAUCAGUCUAACCCUACUUCGGACAGUGCGGGAAACAAAAUCGUCGAACAAAAAUCAAAAACCAUCGUACGAUGUACUUCAUCUACGAGGACUUCUUCCAGAAGGCUUCAUCACAAAUCAAUCCGCCGGAAGUGUCUUUGUGACACUGUUCUAUCUAUCACUACUGGGCCAAGUGUUGCUGUUGGUAGCCUUCCUUUGUCUCGCUCCACCAGCACAUCUUCCAUUUCUCUAUCCACUUCUCAUAUCGGCGUACAGCUGUGGACAUUUUGUGCUUUUUUAUCUAUACUUUAACUACAGACAGUUCUGUAGCGAUCAAGCGGAAAGCGAUCAGCCAUCUAAAGAUAGCCAUAAAAAGAGAGUAAGAUGA
Messenger RNA from Anopheles maculipalpis, 1625 nucleotides. It is a transcript of the gene gny, whose product is annotated as probable dolichyl pyrophosphate Man9GlcNAc2 alpha-1,3-glucosyltransferase. The record is from RefSeq and is a predicted model, not a curated record. The transcript has 2 exons. Gene Ontology annotation, molecular function: dolichyl pyrophosphate Man9GlcNAc2 alpha-1,3-glucosyltransferase activity. Gene Ontology annotation, cellular component: endoplasmic reticulum membrane. Gene Ontology annotation, biological process: protein N-linked glycosylation. Lineage: Eukaryota; Metazoa; Arthropoda; Insecta; Diptera; Culicidae. The coding region runs from base 30 to 1625 and encodes 531 amino acids.